GUUUCCAUUUUCGUCGAAAUUUUGCGUCAAACCCUAAUUUCAGUUCCUCAAUCCCUAUCCCUAACCCAAAUCCUAUAAAAAAACUCUUUUCUUUCAAUCCUUAACAGUGGAGGACGAGAAGAGAAAAUAAGUGGUUUGCGUGACGGUGCAUCAUGAGGCUAUAUUGCUUCUGAAACUUCUUCUGACUGAGGUCUUCAUUGUCCAUGGAACCGUCAGAGAAUCAGUAGUUUUUAAGUGGUUCUAACUUUCAUUACAUUCACUAAUCCUUCUAGGCUUAGUUUUACUGUCAGGCUUUGGUAAUAUCAUCCCCUAGUUUGAUGGAAAAUAAAAUUUGGACCAUAAAGGAUAUCUCAUGAAUCAUAUGAUUAUCUUGGGUUUUAGGGAAGUUUGUGUGUUUAGUUGAAGUUGCUAAAGAGUAAGUUUUCUAGGUCUAUGUAUACCUUUCAAACCUUAGAAGGUAAGUUGAGAGACUGUAUGUCUUUAAUCCGUGGGCUAUUUUGGAUAUCUCAUAUGCUAAUCUACUCUUUAGUAUAGCUUUUCAGCCUUUAACAUAAAGUUGGGACAUGUAAAUGGCAGCCUAGAGGAGAUUUAUUUUAAGAGCUUGUGUCUUGGAUUUUAUAGGGAGUUUCGAGGUUCUUUGCCACUCACAAUCUAGUAUCAUUAUGGCUCCUACAGGAUCUUUGUUGUGUUUGAGUGAAGUUGUUCUGAGGAGGAGGCUGUUGGAUUCCAAACGAGAAAAUUUGAUCAUUGGAGUGAUAACUUGGUGGUUAUGUUGCCACAGUGUUUCUAAAACCAUCUAUCUACUUAUGAAAAGGAAUUACUUGUCUUAAUUAGGAUAAUGGUUACCUGUGUAUUUUCUUGUCUCCUUUUCUUUGGCAGUCGGGUUCAAGGGUAGGUCAUGGAAGCACUUUUUCAGCAUUUUGAGCAUUAUAUAUGUAUUUCAACGCAUAAAGAAAUUUUCAUUUGAUAUGUACAUGCAAAAGUAAUGUUGGAGUGAUAAAACUCAAAUUUCAAU
Molecule: messenger RNA, 1015 nt
Organism: Rubroshorea leprosula
Lineage: Eukaryota; Viridiplantae; Streptophyta; Magnoliopsida; Malvales; Dipterocarpaceae
Source: the annotation of a GenBank genome assembly